Messenger RNA from Cucumis melo (muskmelon), 1356 nucleotides. RefSeq names its product transcription factor RSL2. The record is from RefSeq and is a predicted model, not a curated record. Gene Ontology annotation, biological process: regulation of transcription by RNA polymerase II. NCBI's taxonomy places the organism in Eukaryota, Viridiplantae, Streptophyta, Magnoliopsida, Cucurbitales, Cucurbitaceae. Bases 1 to 990 code for a protein of 329 amino acids. The transcript has 5 exons. Gene Ontology annotation, molecular function: RNA polymerase II cis-regulatory region sequence-specific DNA binding; protein dimerization activity; DNA-binding transcription factor activity, RNA polymerase II-specific. Gene Ontology annotation, cellular component: nucleus.
AUGAGUGGAGAUCAAGCUGGAGAAUGGGAUUUAUGCAGUUCAAUUUUAUCAUUAGAAGAUCCUGAUUUUAUGCAUAUUAAUAUUGAUCCUCAACCUACUACUUCGCCAGGUUUGAUGGCUGAUCAUGCAGCUUGGUUCUGUUCUAAUUUGGAUUAUUCUAAUGGUACUGUUGAUCAUUAUCAAUUUCCUUGUAUUGCUGCUGCUGCUGUUGCUGCCUAUGAUGAUUAUUAUGGUCAUAAUCAUAUGUCCAUGUCAAUUAUUGAUGAAGAUAAUAAGAAUUUGGAGUCCAUUUUCUCAGCUUCUAGUGCUGACAUUUUGCUGCAAGGAAUCAGUGGUACUGGCUUUUCUAGUGAAGAUCAUAAAUUUCUUAACAUGGAUAUUGUUCAAACCCACCUAGGAGUAGGAGAUGAAGAUGAUGAUAAUCCCUUAUUCCACCACAAAAGGAAAUCAUCCAUUGUUGCUGCUGAUGAUCACGAUCACGAUCACGAUCAUGAUCAGAACCAGCUCAUCAAACCCAAUAAGAAAAUUCGCACUUCAAAUAAUGUGCAGAUCAAAAGUAAGAAAGGCACAGAAUCAAAAAAAGUGAGCAGCACACGGCGGCGGAAAUGUGAAGAAGAACAAGAAAAUGGAAGGUCGUCGUGUGAUAUGAACAGUUGCAGCAGCGAUAACUCAUCGGAGGAUGACAAUAAUAAUAAUGCUUCACCAAAACCCAAAACUAGAGCCACUAGAGGCUCAGCAACUGAUCCACAAAGCCUUUACGCAAGGAAGAGAAGAGAGAGAAUCAAUGAACGCCUUAGAAUUCUGCAGAAACUUGUCCCUAAUGGAACAAAGGUUGAUAUUAGCACAAUGCUUGAGGAAGCAGUUCAUUAUGUUAAAUUUCUGCAGCUUCAGAUAAAGCUUUUGAGCUCUGAUGAGUUGUGGAUGUAUGCACCAAUUGCUUACAAUGGGAUGGAUAUUGGUCUGCAGCAGAAGCUUUCUUCAAUUUUAUGACCAAAACCAAAAUCACCCCUUUGUAAUUUUUCAUAUCCGGCUUCAAUUAAUUCCCACAUUUUAGUAAAUGCAAAAAUCCGCAUACUAAAAAUGGAAUGAGAUUAAAAAAAAAAUCCUCCCAAUUUUCCUUUGUUCAUUUUAUAAAUAUGAUAAAUACUACCCCAUAGUUAUUAUUUAACAUUCUGUAUAUUUCCUUUUUCGAAGUGAAGUUCACAUUGGCUAUACUAAAGAAAUGUCUCUUGUAUAACAAACCAUUGAUGAUGAUACCUUGAUCGAUAUCUUCAAUGAAUCUCUUUCCUAGACGAGUGGAAAUUUUGUUGUAAUUAAAGAACUAAAAGUUGGUUGAAUGAUCCAUUGACUUUUAUA